AUGUUGUUGAAGGGCUUGAAUGAACUCUUAAACCUGCACGGUAAAAAAAUUGAAGAUUAUGAUCUCCCAUCUUUACCCCCUAAUACAACAGAUGGAGAUGCAAUUCCAAGUUUCAUACAGGAGGAGUUAGCGGUCGAUAUCCCCAAUGAAGAUAUUGAAUUUGUUGCUAAGUUAAUUAAUGAUCAAAUGAUUGCAUUCAAAACCAUUAUGAAUGUAAUUGUUCAAAAACACAAUGGGGUAUUUUUUGUUGAUGGUCCAAGAGGAACAUGUAAAACAUUCCUUUAUCUAACAUUAAUGGCAAGUUUAAGAAUUAGAGGAGAAAUUGUCUUAGCAACUGCAACAUCUGGUAUAGCUGCAACAUUGUUACCCAGUGGUAGGAGUGCACACUCUCGAUUUAAGAUACCUAUUGAUAUACAACCGAGUUUCAUUUGUGGUAUUCAAAAGCAAAAAGAUCUUGCAAAUCUCAUUAGACUUGUCGUCGCAAUAAUUUGGGAUGAAGCACCAAUGACAAACAAAAAUUGUUUGGAAGCCUUAAAUCGACCAUUACAAGACAUUUGUAGAAACAAUGCUUCAUUUGGUGGAAAAGUUCUGAUCAUGGGUAGAGAUUUUUGUCAAGUUUUUCCUGUUGUAAGAAAAGGCACUAAGACACAAAUGAUUUCAGUAUGUAUUGUUCAGUCUCAUUUAUGGGAUCAUACCAAGAUUUUUCGUUUGCGUCAAAAUAUGCGAUCAUUGCAUGAUCAAGAGUUUGCGGAAUUUCUUAUUCGCAUUGGUGACGGUGUUUAA
Messenger RNA from Lathyrus oleraceus (garden pea), 783 nucleotides. RefSeq names its product ATP-dependent DNA helicase PIF1. NCBI's taxonomy places the organism in Eukaryota, Viridiplantae, Streptophyta, Magnoliopsida, Fabales, Fabaceae. The coding region runs from base 1 to 783 and encodes 260 amino acids. Gene Ontology annotation, molecular function: DNA helicase activity. The transcript has a single exon. Gene Ontology annotation, biological process: DNA repair; telomere maintenance. The record is from RefSeq and is a predicted model, not a curated record.